GCGAAGACGUGCUGGUGUAUCAAGAGUCGAGCGCGCCCUCGGGGGAAAGCGGCUAUGCUGAAAUUUCGGCAUGUAACAUUCUUGCGCAACUAUCGUUUUGCUGCUUAAUAACGUCGGCACUGCAAAUUGAACGCGAGCCGUGCAAACGAGUGCAACAACCUUAUUCCUCAAGACAAAACCUUGCGUCACCAAGGGGGCCCAGAGCCACGUCGCCCUCGGUCAGGUUGCCACGAAAGCGGCAGCCACGGUAGCCGUGACGCCGCGCCAGCACCGCCUUUCCCGCGGUGGCCUUGUAUGUCCUAAGGCACGGAGGCUGCACAGGGCGGCGCAGGGCUGCCGUGGAGCAGGGGAGGGAAGCACAGAGCAGCACCGCCCCGGCAAGGUACACCUGUCGGCAGCAGCAGCAGCAACGCCAGCGGCAGUUUGGGUCGCAACCGCCGGCAUUGUACAGCUACGUCUGUCCGCGGCUUUACGUACGCGUGCGAAACAGCGCAGCAGUUGCAAUCAUAGGGGCGGCCGCAUGCCAGCCACGAUGGCCACACAGGUCGCCAAGGGCGGCAGUAGCGGCGGCGGCGGCGGCAGUAGCGGCGGCGGCGGCGGCAUGGAGGGGAAGUACUGCAUUGUGACUGGCGCCAACAGUGGCAUCGGGUUUGAGGUUACGCGCGGCCUCAUGCAGCGGGGCGCGCACGUGGUCAUGGCGUGCCGCAACACGGCCGCAUGCGAGGCGGCGGCGGAGCGACUGCGGGCGGAGGGCCUGCCCGGCAGCUGCGCCUGCCGCCGCCUGGACCUGGAGGACCACUCGUCCAUCCGCGCGUUCGCCGCCCAGCAAGCCGACGAGCUCGCCGCAGCAGCAGCUGGCCCUAGUGCUGGCGGCCGCUCUGGGGCUCCACAUGGCCGCAGCCAGGCGGCGGCUGGCCGCGGGCGCAUCGAUGUGCUCGUCAACAACGCGGGCGUAAUGGGCGUCGCGCCUGCGCCGGACGGCUCCGACCGCCACCUCACCGCCAACCACCUCGGGCCGUACCUGCUGACGCGGCUGCUGCUGCCGCACAUGACGGCGGCGCCGCCGCUGCCGUCGCCGGCGCCAGCGUGUGCCUCUGCCGCCACCGCCGCCUCCACCUCCGCCCAGGCCAAUGGGAGCGCUGCCGGCUCCGGUGACGCCAGCGGCUCAUCUGGAAAGGGGGAGGGCGCCGGGGCCGGGGACCGAGCGGCAGGAGCAGGAGCAGGGGCUGGAGGUGGCGGCGGCGGGCGUGUCGUGAACGUGGCCAGUCGAGCGCACUACGGCGGGCGGCUGGCGCUGGUGACGGGGCCGCCGGGGUCGGAAGCCAUUGCCAACGACAUCCGGCACUGGUGGUGGCAGUACGCCCGCUCCAAGCUCUGUAACGUGUUGUUCACAGCGGAGCUGCAGCGGCGGUACGGCGCCGGGGGCGGUGGUGGAAAAGAGGGAGGGGGAGGUGCAGGCGGGCGGUACGGCAUCACCGCGACCGCCGUGAGCCCGGGGCUGGUGGACACCGGCAUCUUCAGGUACCUGCUUCCGGAGUGGGCGCAGUGGCUCAAGGCGCCGCUCCGACCGCUUGGGCUGUUCAAGACGCCGGCGCAGGGCGCAGAGGUGGUAAUCUACGCCGCCAGCAGCCCCGACCUGGACGUGACGUCGUCCCUCACGCCGAGGGGCUCGGCGGGCGGUCACACCCCGCUGUUCUUACACGGCUGCCGCGAGAUGCAGCCCUCGGCGGCGGCCCGAGACCCCCGACUGGCGGCUGACCUGUGGCGCGUCAGCGCGGCCCUCGUGGGCCUGCCGGAGGAGGAUGCGCCCUGACGCCCCGCGACCCAACAACAACAACAAGUACGAAAAUAUAUAUAGCUCGACGGACGGCAGCCUUCCUGCUUGAGUGAUGCUGAGGCCUGCUGAGGCGAUGAAGUUGGCGAUAUUUAGGUGAUGCACAGCUGGCCUGCUGCCUACCAGCCAAGCGGUGAAGCGGCUAGCACUCGAGGCUGUGAGCCAGCCAGCCGACUUAUCGUUUGAACCGAUGGCAUGGAGUAAGGAAGGCACGAGGUGAUGAGAGAUGGGAAGUAAGGGCAUCAUCCAACGCCUUGAGCUUGUGGCUGAUGGAGCGAGCGCCAGCAUCGGACUGUGGGUUUCAUGCAAGGGUGUAGGGGGCGGGGUUGGGCGUGUCGGGAACUUUCUUGCGGAGAUUCUUCUGCAACUGUGCUGACGCUUCGGCAGCAUACAGGCUAGGCAUUGAUGAUUCAUCCAGUAAACCCCAUGUAGCCCUGUGCUGUUUUGGGCUGCAAUAUUUACCACAGUGCUCCGCGCAAGGGAGGAUGCGGCGUUGGGUUACCCAGUCAGCGGCAGCGCACUGGCAUCGGGGCUUCCUCGCUU
Molecule: messenger RNA, 2377 nt
Organism: Chlamydomonas reinhardtii
Lineage: Eukaryota; Viridiplantae; Chlorophyta; Chlorophyceae; Chlamydomonadales; Chlamydomonadaceae
Exons: 8
Coding region: 533-1813 (426 amino acids)
Source: RefSeq, a predicted model, not a curated record